Molecule: messenger RNA, 790 nt
Organism: Anopheles nili
Lineage: Eukaryota; Metazoa; Arthropoda; Insecta; Diptera; Culicidae
Product: C-type lectin 37Db-like
Exons: 3
Coding region: 94-645 (183 amino acids)
Source: RefSeq, a predicted model, not a curated record
UUCUCACAGAUGCAUGGCAUAGAUCUGUAGGACAUAAGCGUUAUACAUUGGAAAAAUUCGUAAAAUUAUCUCUCCAACAUCACAAUAGCUACGAUGGAUCGGUGUAGAUUGAUUUUGGUAUCACUUUUCCUGACUUUGGCCUUCUUCAUCACAACACCGAUGGGCCAAAAUAUCCCAUCAAAUCCAAGUACCGUCGAACAUAUUCUCUUGCAAAACCAAUGCUUUUGUCCGUGUAAACCGAUGGAACGUAAGGAAUACUACAUUCCAAUCAGAAGGACUAAUGAUUGGUUCGGGGCCGUGUCGUUUUGCCGCGAGAUCGGAAUGGAAAUAGCAGAGGUGUUGAAUGAAGCCGACGCGGAAGCACUUGCCGGAGUCCUUGCCGAGGAAGAUUCUUACGAAAACGACGAGUUCUUCUGGAUCGGAGCGAACGAUCUCGGUACGCAAGGAAUCCUCCGAUGGGCCCUUACCGGACGGCUUGUGACGUACGCCAGCUGGGCUGAGGGUGAACCGAAUAAUGCUCAGGGUGAAUCCGAAAGUGAGCCUGCUGAACACUGUGCCGCUAUCGGGAAGGAUUCGCUUAAAUGGAAUGAUUUUCGCUGCACGCACAAGAAGAAAUUUAUUUGCCAAAAGUUUCAGGAUGACUAAAAAGCUUUUGUUUCGCGUAUGGGUGAUAUGUGUGUUGUAUUCUCAAGAGUAAUUAUAACUAAAGCGAUGAUCCGUAUUUUGGUAUUUAUUACACUCAUUUAAUGAAUCAACUAAUAUUCGCAAAUAAAUUGCCUCUGCUCACGGU